CCCUGAGAAGAGACAGACAUAUAUUCUCUUUUAUACACUGCCUCCUGAGCACAGUAUCAAAUAAAAUAUUCCUAGAGACUCAGAAAAGAUUCAACUGCUGUCUGGCACAAGUUAUUUAUACUGCCUGCUCCAUCCACGCUUCUUCAGUCCUGAUCUCUGCUGCAGCUGGUCCCCAGCAUAAGUGGCACCUGAACAGGAGACUUGAAACAUGACAUUAUUUCCAGUGUUGUUGCUCCUGGCUGCUGUAUUACCUCCAUCCCUUCUUCAAGUAUUUGUUAAAGUAUUGGAUAUGAAUUUUGAGGAUUUGAUAACCUCUAAAGAGUCAGUCCAAGAAGAGAUUGUAAACAAGCACAACCAACUCAGAAGAAUGGUUUCUCCACCUGGUAGUGACUUGCUAAAGAUGCAAUGGAACAAUGAUGCCCAAGUGAAUGCACAGAAAUGGGCAGACCGGUGCUAUUACACACCCAGUCUUCAAGGAGACAGGACCACUGACAUAAGAUGUGGUGAGAAUGUCUUCAUGUCCCGUUACGCAGUAUCAUGGUCUCAUGUAAUCCAAAGCUGGUAUGAUGAAUCCAUAGAUUUCAGGUUUGGUUCAGGCCCAAAUCCAACUGAUGCAAUAGUUGGAAAUUAUACUCAGGUUGUUUGGAACACCUCUUUCCAAGUUGCUUGUGGAGUUGCUAAGUGCCCUUACCAAUUAUUGGAAUAUGUAUAUAUUUGUCACUAUUGUCCUCUUGGUAAUACUGUAAGAAGGCAAUACAUUCCUUACACAGUGGGAGAACCAUGUGCCCUUUGUCCUGAUCACUGUGACGAUGGACUAUGCACAAAUAGUUGUGAAUAUGAAAAUAAGUAUGUUAACUGUGCAGAGUUGAAGACUUCACUAACCUGUGAUUAUCCAAUGGUUAAACAAAACUGCAAUGCUACAUGCAACUGUGAAGGCAAAAUUCAUUAAAUUUCCAGUAGAAAUGAACAGGGCCAUGUGAAGAAAGACCACCUCCUCUGCUUAGGCUAGUCACAUUCCAGUAGGAAAUUAAAGGUAUAGAUACAUUGAAAUGAUUCCAAACAGUAAACAUUCCGUUCUUCGGUAUCAUUCCAUUUAGUAGAAAUAAUUUCACUAUUAUUGAAGAUUUUAAAAUAACAUAAUCAGUAAUACCUUUGAACCUUGACCUCUGAUUUCUGUGACACAUUUAUGGAGUUGAGUCAAGCCCAAGGCUAUACUGUUUGUCUGUAUGACUAAGGUCUCUGAAACUCCUUCCUGAAAAUAAGAAUCAGGUUCCCAGAGCACAAUGGAGUAAAGGAACAGCAUAUACUUCCACUGUAACUGUCAGUCAUCUUUCCUAGCUCUACCUAGCUAACUAUAUCUGAAAACAAAUCCCCUUUAGCUUUCUUUGAUUUUUUCCCACCAUUUGCUCCUCUUCAGAUGCACGGGAAUUAGUGGUUCAAAUUCUAAACUUCAAUUUACAUUUUAGUUUUUGGGUUUUUCAAGCACCUUAUAAAAAUGAAAUGUAAUGAACAGAAUUUGCUUGUCCAGGUGAUUGCACUGACCUUGAUUGUUUUAAAAAAUUUAAAUAAAUCUUACUAUUUGCAUAUUAA
Molecule: messenger RNA, 1590 nt
Organism: Peromyscus eremicus (cactus mouse)
Lineage: Eukaryota; Metazoa; Chordata; Mammalia; Rodentia; Cricetidae
Product: cysteine-rich secretory protein 1-like
Exons: 8
Coding region: 209-949 (246 amino acids)
Source: RefSeq, a predicted model, not a curated record